This is a messenger RNA of Oncorhynchus keta (chum salmon), 8659 nucleotides long. It is a transcript of the gene rab11fip1a, whose product is annotated as RAB11 family interacting protein 1 (class I) a. Gene Ontology annotation, molecular function: small GTPase binding. NCBI's taxonomy places the organism in Eukaryota, Metazoa, Chordata, Actinopteri, Salmoniformes, Salmonidae. The transcript is spliced from 3 exons. The record is from RefSeq and is a predicted model, not a curated record. Bases 4858 to 7041 code for a protein of 727 amino acids. Gene Ontology annotation, biological process: regulated exocytosis. Gene Ontology annotation, cellular component: intracellular membrane-bounded organelle.
UUUGCAGUAACUUAUUUGUUGUAAUAUCGCAAAUGGACGUUGCAGUUUCACCAUUAAGAAUUCCAGCUUUAAGGCUCUUAUAAAAGCCUUGACAAACAUGAGCGUGGAUCACCAUUGUGAAUUCCAUCUGGCGCGUGAUGGACCUGUUUGGCCACUGUGCUGAUUGGUCUGCAGUGUGGAAUCUAGGUGUGUCUGAGACUGGGUGAUAUAGUGCAGAACAGGUUGGGAGGGCUGAAGUGAGCUAACACUAGGUGACUAAGUACAUUGGGACUAUCUGCUGGUGCAAACAAGGCUGUUUUUUUCUCUCAUCUACUUCUGAAUUUAUUUUAAUCUUUCUUUCCUAAUGGUGAGUUGUCCACUCAAUAUAGUCCGAGCCCUUUUAAAGGAGGACAUACUUUUUUAGUUUUGCCAUAGCCUGAUCUUAUUUUACAACUGAAUUUCUGACAUUCUAAAUCUAGAUUUGUUUAUUAGCUUUUUGCAAGAAUGAUAGCCCAUCUUAAAGUAAAUUGGGUAUGUUUUUAUAACAAUCCUUAAGUGUUAAGAGCAAGGCAGUUGUGGUUAUUUCCAAAUUGUUUAAUUCCAUCAAGACAUUAUCAGGUGUGAUGAUCUGCUUACAAAAAAAUAAUGUUGGAUGUUUUUGCGUGUUUGGCGUAGAGCGUGUUUCAGAUGGGACCGGACGUAGGGUUGGGCAGUAUGGCCCAAGUAUCAUAUCCCAGUAUUAUUUUUAUAUGCCGGUAUUUUGUUUUUAAAUAAUAAAAGUUCUACAUUAGGUUUGAGUAGUGUGUGACCCUAGGGUGGCAACAUAUACACUCUCUAAAGUGAUUUCAAUGGGUCUUUCUCCAUUGUGAUUGUUUUAUACUGUUUAAUUCAACUUUAAUCAAAAUAAAUUUGAUCAUUUCCAUUCUGACACGUAGGGUUGCACGAAAUGUGCAAACAAUCUUGACCAUAUUUUAAACAAUAUGUUGCAAUUGCGAUUUGACUUUGUGAUUUUGGAGCAAAACACUUGGGUGAACUGUUGGACUCAUGGAAAUAGUUUGAGUAUAAUAGUGAUGACAAAUUUAAUUAUUUCCUAGGGGUCCCUUUAAUCUUUGGCUACAUUGAAUGUUUUCUCUUAGCUACUUCAUGUAGCUAACAUUUUUGAGUUGUGAAUUCUUCUUUGAAGAAACUGUUGCACAAAAACAUGCAAUAUAGGUCUGUAUAGCUAGUAAAGUUUGUUGGCUCGGUACAUUUAUUAGCUAAAAAGUAGCAUUAAUGGCUAACAAGAAUUAGGCUCAACUUACUAAGAAUAGACAAACUAGCUGUUUGCAGAUGUAAGAAGCAAACUCAGUGUAAUUACAGAGCACUUAAUAUUAAGAAGCAAAAUGAAAACCGCAUUGUCAUCAACAUUGUUGCAUGUGCUGCGUUUACUAUGCAGAGACUGAAUGCAAGUGUCAUGCUCGAGGAACAACAAAUGUUCUCCUUGAGUGAUGGGGCAGGGUAGGUCUGUGGAAAGCUGCAUGGGGAAAGCCGAGAGAAAUAGAUAUACUACAGAUCAAAAGAUUGGGGUCACUUAGCAAUGUCCUAGUCUUUGAAAGAACAUCAAAUUGAUCACAAAUACAGUGUAGACAUUGUUAAUUUUGUAAAUGACUACUGUAGCUGGAAACAGAUUUUUUUUAAUGGAAUAUCUAGAGGCCCAUUAUCAGCAACCAUCACUCCUGUGUUCCAAUAGCACGUUGUGUUAGCUAAUCCAAGUUUAUCAUUUGAAAAGGCUAAUUCAUCAUUAGAAAACCCUUUUGCGAUUACGUUAGCACAGCUGAAAACUGUUGUUCUGAUUAAAGAAGCAAUUAAAACUAGUCUUCAGACUAGAUGAGAACCUGUACUCCGGGAUGCUGGCCUUCCAGUGUCUGUUCUUUUGACCAUCUUAAUAUUUAAUUUUUAUUGUCCAGUCUGAGAUAUGCCGUUUGCUUUGCAACUCUGCCUAGAAUGCCAGCAUCCUGGAGUCGCCUCUUCACUAUUGAUGUUGAGGCUGGUGUUUUGUGGGUACUAUUUAAUGAAGCUGCCAGUUGGGGACUUGAGAGGUGUCGGUUUCUCAAACUAGACACUCUAAUGUACUUGUUCUCUUGCUUAGUUGUGCACCGGGGUCUCCCAAUCUUUCUAUUCUGUAUAGAGUGAGUUUGCGCUAUUUCUUGGCAAUUUCUCGCAUGGAAUAGCCUUCAUUUCGCAGAACAAGAAUAGACUGACGAGUUUCAGAAGAAAUGUAUUUGUUUAUAUCCAGUUUGAGCCUGUAAACGAACCCACAAAGGCUGAUGAUACUCAACUAGUCUAAAGAAGGCCAGUUCCCUUCUUCUUCAAUCAGAACAACAGUUUUCAGCUGUGCUAACAUGAUUGCAAAAGGGUUUUCGAAUGAUCAAUUAGCCUUUUUUUAAUUAUAAAUUUGGAUUAGCUAAUACAAUGUGCCUUUGGAACACAGGAGUGAUGGUUGCUGAUAAUGGGCCUCUGUACACUUAUGUAGAUAUUCCAUAAAAAAAUCAGCCGUUUCCAGCUACAAUAGUCAUUUACAACAUUAGCAAUGUCUGCACUGUAUUUCUGAUCAAUUUUGUAAUUUUAAUGGACAAAAUGUACAUGUAAUUUAAAACCAAGGACAUUUGUAAGUGACCCCAAACUUUAUUAUAUUUUAUUUAUUUAUUUAUUUAAAACUAGGCAAGUCGGUUAAGAACAUUCUUAUUUACAAUGACUGCCUUCAUCGGCCAAACCCGGACGCCGCUGGGCCGAUUGUGGGACUCCCAAUCACAGCCAGUUGUGAUAAAGCCUAGAUUCAAACCAGGGUGUCUAGUGACGCCUCAAGCACGGAGAUGCAGUGUCUAAGAUCGCUGCGCCACUCGGCAGCCCAGCGUCGACUCAAGUAGCGAAGUAUAAAAAUGGACGUUACAUUUUAACAAACCAAACAUUCAAAAAACGUUAUAGAAUGUAAAGUAAAAACCCAAACCGGUCAGUGCAUCAAUACCACAUAUCGUAAAAUACGGAAUACCACCCAGCACUAACCAGACGGCAUAUACACUACCGGUCAAAAGUUUUGUAACACCUACUCAUUCAAGUAUUUUUUUUUAAAUUUUUACUAGAAUUGAAGUGAAGACAUUAAAACUGAAAUAACACAUGGAAACAUGUAACCAAAAAAGUGUUAAACAAAUAUUUUAGAUUAUUCAAGUACCCUCCCUUUGCCUUGAUGACAGCUUUGCACACUUGGCAUUCUCUCAACCGCCUUCACCUGGAAUGCAAUUCAAUUAACAGGUGUGCCUUGUUCAAAGUACAUUUGUGGAAUUUCCUUCCUGCUUAAUCCGUUUGAGAGAAUCAGUGGUGGUGUGAAAAGGUAGGGGGUAUACAGAUGAUGGACCAAGUCCAAAUUAUGGAAAAACAGCUCAAAUAAGCAAAGAGAAAUGACAGUUCAUCUUUACUUUAAGAUCUGAAGGUCAGUCAAUACGUAACAUUUCAAGAACUUUGAAAGUUUCUUCAAGUGAAAUCACAAAAACCAUCAAGCUAUGAUGAAACUUACUCUCAUGAGGACCACCACAGGAAUGGAAGACCCAGAGUUUCCUCUGCUGCAGAGAAUAAGUUCAUUGAAGUUACUAGCCCCAGAAAUUGCAGCCCAAAUAAAUGCUUCAGAGUUCAAGUAACAGACGCAUCAACUGUUCAGAUGAGACUGUGUGAAUCAGGCCUUCAUGGUCGAAUUGCUGCAAAGAAACCACUACUAAAGGACGCCAAUAAGAAGGGACUUGCUUGGGCCAAGAAACAUAAGCAAUGGACAUUAGACCGGUGUAAAUUUGUCCGUUGGUCUGGAGUCCAAAUUGAAGAACACUGUCAGUGUUUUAUUUAGAAUUCAAGGCACACUUAACCAGCAUGGCUACCACAGCAUUCUGCAGCGAUAUGCUAUCACAUCUGGUUUGCGCUUGUUUUUCAAUAGGACAAUAACCCAACACACCUCCAGGCUCUAAGGGCUAUUUUACCAAGAAGCAGAGUGAUGUGCUGCAUCAGAUGACCUGGCCUCCACAAUCCACUGACCUCAACCCAAUUGAGAUGGUUUGGGAUGAGUUGGACGGCAGAGUGACGCAAAAGCAAGUGCUCAGCAUAUGUGUGAAAUCCUUUGAUUUCUUGAGGAAAAGCAUUCCUCAUGAAGCUGGUUGAGAGAAUGGCAAGACUGUGCAAAGCUGUCAUCAAAGCAGGGUGGCUUCUUUAAAGAAUUUCAAAUAUGAAAUAUAUUUUGGUUUAACACUUUUUAAAAAUUCUUUACUACAUGAUUCCAUAUGUGUUAUUCCAUAGUUUUGAUGUCUUCACUAUUAUUCUACAAUGUAGAAAUUUGUAAAAAUAUAAUCUCGAAUGAGUAGGUGUUCUAAAACUUUUGACCGGUAGUUUAUAUUUAUCAUUACUGCAACUGGAAAAUAAUUUUGAAACAAACAUUUUAAAUAUCAUACAGAAAAUGCUCUAGGUUCACAAGAGUUAUCAUCAUUAGGGGUCCAUAUGAUGAACAAAGAAUAGAAAAGAGCAGAGACUGAUUUUUAUUUUUUUGAGCAGACUUUAAAGAACACCAGUUUCUGAAAUUUUCUUGUACGCAUUCAGGGUGCAUCAUCACAUGUGAAUAUAAGAUCUUGAUGGAAUGAAGCACCACUAAGUUAAGGCAAACUCCUGAGUUGUUGGUUAUUUCAGCUGUCAUGGGCAAGCUCAGCUCUGGUGUGCCUGUCCACCACUGACCUCCAGGUUUUCACUCCUAGGCAGAUUAGUGGAGUCCCUGAAGCAGCCUGAAACCCCCGACAGACUCCCAUAGGCAGCAAACGCCCUCCCUGCGCUGAAUCCUUUCUCUCUAGCGUCCCCUCUGAGUCUCCUGAUAUGUUCUCCAACCUCCACUCCUCCCUUGCUCCCACUAAGGUGCGUUGGAGCCCCUCCAAGUAUCCCUACAGCAGCACUGAGAACCUGGCUGCCAUAGGAUCUUCCCCCAAUGGAUCUGACAAGAAGCGGCGAGAUCCUCUAUCCCCCAGCCCAAUGGAACCGCAAAGCCAUGGAAAAUCCAAUGCAGGCUUCAGAAUUUUCUCUGCCAAAUCUGCUGUUGCAAGUGGCGAUCCUGUGCCAAUUAAGGCGGUUGAGGGCAAAAUACCUCCUCUACCUCUUCCUGACUACGAUAGCCUGUUCCCACAGAAGAGACAUGGAGUACAAGGGCAGACUCGAUGGGACCAUAUAAUUGCAGAGGUGAAUCAGAGACAGCAAGAAUAUGUGCCUCAGCUCAUUGGUAAAGAGAUGAGUGUGGAUGGCCCAGACCUCGACUCACCAGGACCUCCACGCAAUGAUAAAUAUUCCUACUUGCAGGAGCGGGCAGCAGAGCACUUACACCAGCAACAGACACAAGUUCAGAAAGUUCAAUCUACCUCUUUGAGGAGCAUAGGGCCCAGCAGUUUGCCAGCACUCACUCCCCCUUCCAAACCAGUAGCUGCAGUCCCGCUUAGACUAGUGGUCGACUCUAACACAAACCAAGACCAGAGCACUAUACAGGCUAAUCCACCUGAGGCGCCCAAUGCCUUUGUCUCCAAAGUCUUGGUCUCUACAAAACCCAUGGUUCAGAAAAGAGACUUACCCUCCAUGACACCUCGGGAGGAUGCAAAGAAGGUGUUAAACACAUAUUUUGCUACAGCCAGUGAUGGCAAACCUGUUUUCUCAACAGAAAAUCAUAGAUCUACAUCACGAGUGGUUUUGGUGUCAAGUUCUACAGAUGAACCUAAAGGACUGCCAAACACUCCCAAAGAGAUCCCCGCAGCCAAACCCAGACAAAGGUUAGUCCGCAAAGAGCCAUUGAGACCUGCAGAUCAUGAGCAGACAUUAGCAGGGUCUACCACUGUAGAGCAGGAGAACAGAUUGGAGAGGAGAGCCUCAACCCUCGAUAUCAUGAGAAGGAGUAGUCCAGUGACUGCAAAGAACACUGAGGUGACUGCUUACAAUGAAAAGCAACUCUUGUUUGACUCUGCAGAAAGCGACAUUGAUAAAAAAACACAGUUGGAACACAUUAUGAAAGCGAAGUUUGCUGAACUUGACCCCUUCCCCAUUGCCAAUAUCCUGCCUAAAGACCCAUGGGCCCAACCAGAGCCAAGCCACAGUGGAGAUUACUUGUUCACUGGAGAACCACAGAGAAACCGCAAGCUUAAAGAACAGGCAAUGACGACUGAUGACUUGGAUAAACUUUUCGCGCCAAACAAUCCAACGGAUCCCUUUGCCAGUUUUAAUGAUGGUGACUCGGAUGAACCUCAAGAGCAGGAAAAAACGGAAGAACACAGUCUUGCUUUUCAAAGGGGAUUUUCCCAAAUUAAAAAGAAACAAGGAGCACCCCAGCCUUCAGCUAAUUCAAGUAAUAAAACUGUGAUUGGAAAAAAUGAGCUAGUUAAACAAAACCCUUCACCCAGAGAAGACCAGCUGAUCAUCUCAGCCGCUACAACAGGAUGUGUAAAACUGGCGCCUCAAAAUACUAGACAAAGUAAACUCUAUGGCAGAGAUGGGGUGGAAUCUCAAGACAAGUGGGCAGCAGACCCUUUUCCUCCCUCCUCCCAUGUACCUUCUGUCCUGACUUCUCCUGAGCCCCUCCAGUCUGUAGUGCGAGAGCUUACCUCACAGACCGGGGAAAAGACCCUGCUACAGGCCUGUGUCUCACCCUCUGAGGUGCAGCCACUCACUGUGCUGAGUAGCAAUGGUGGUGGGCCAGCCUCAACUCCACGCAGGCCUCACCCAGUGAAGCCCAUGAGCUCCAUAGAGAGCCAAGCUCCCAUUAGCACCCCGGUAGUUGGAGAGAUGUUGACUUAUGACCGCACCCUGGGGAAGAUGAAGGCGCCAGGCAUGGUGGAGAGUGGGCCCUACACCCAGCUGACCCAGGAGGAGUUGAUUACCCUAGUGGUGAAGCAGCAGACGGAGCUCUCCAAGAAAGACUCAAAGAUCGUUGAGCUGGAGGAGUACAUAGACAACCUGCUGGUGCGUGUAAUCGAGGAGAAGCCCAGCAUCCUGUUGGGCCUCAACUCUGUCAAGCAGGCCCUGUAAGGUAUGAGGAGUGGAGUGGACCAGGGAACUGCAAGAUCGAGGGAGAUAUUUAGGCCUCCACUCCAACAUCCCCUGUAGUUUGUGCGUGUUUUUUAUUUUAUUUUAUUACUGUCACUAUGUAUUGGAUCGAGCAAUCUCUUAUUUCCUUUGAGCAUAUGCACUUUUUUUUGUCUCCAUGAGGAGUCGGACUAGGACAAUCUCGAGGUUUCUUUUCAGAAUGCUGUAAUGUAUGCUGAAUAGUUUUUAAAUGUUUUUUUUCUAGAUCACUCGAUGCUACAUCGCAUCAAAUUAUUAAGGUUUUGAAAAUGAAUGGCUUGUUGUAACACUAUGGUACUGGAAUUUAUUUUUUAUACUCAUUUACCAUAAGCAAACAUCUCUUGUCAUUGCGUUGGUAUUUUAUAUGCUGUAUAAACCAUAAUUGGCCCUCAUUAGGCAAAAUGGAACUGUAAGCUCUAGGUAUGUUGAUGUCCAUGUCACUGAUGAAAUAUCUCUGGCCAGGCCUUUGCACAGUGGUUCCAUGUUGCCUACAAUUUAGUGGAUUUUAAUUAGGCCAUCUAGCUACUUUGGUGUCCCAAAGCCUUAACACAUAUAAUAAUAUGCUGGUUAGUGUUUGUUUUGUUGCAUUCUUAAACCUUGAACUUUCCUUGUUUUUCUAGGGUUAUGUUUGAUCCUUUUCUUUAAAUGAUCAUGACGUGCCUUGGCGCUACCCCUUCUUGGUGUAUUCAAUCAAACACAAGUGUUAAUCUAAUACCAAAUCGCAUUAUUGCGGGGUAUGGUACAAGUACGUUAACCCUCAAAGUAAAUGUAGCCUCAUAGUGACAUUUCAGAUACACAGUGGUCUUACCUUAUUAGCCUAGUUUGUUGAAGCGUUAUUGGACCUGUGAUUUUAGGCUAGUUCACACAGGGUUUGAUUGGAAAUGCAUAUCUGUCAACAUUGCUUAUUUUAGCUUUUUAGUUUCCUUUUUCCUUAUUUUAGUUGUUUAUACUGCCAUCUUUUUAAUGUGUCUAAAGGAGGAAAACAUCAUUUACAAAACCAGCGAUGGAUAGAGAACCAGCUAUUUAUUCCAUGUUUGAGGCAGUAGUGUGGAUUUGGUCACGCUAACUAUGGAUGGAGAGAGACCUGCUGUUCACUGUUUUCUUUCUUUUUAUGUCUGUAGUAUCUACUCACUUGACUGUGCAGAGCACACUCUUUUCUAUUUAUGCAAAAUAAUGUAAGUGCACAACAUGUCAAAUAUUUUAUGCAAGAGUAAUGACUAAGUUCAAAUCGUUACACUUUGAGAAAGAUCUUCCAAUAUAUUUAGGCAUUAUGAAUGUAGUUUCAAAAUUAACCUUGUCCUUGUUCGAUUUAAUGCCUUUUUAUUAAGCAGAAGGCUUACAACUUGUGUAAAUCUCUGUCUCUGAAUGUAAUCUCAAUGUUUCUUCGGUGACUAUGCCUUUGUGAAAUGUCAUAGCAAUAAGAAACAAUAUAAAUUAUAAACAUUUCUGAUUGUGCCUUCAGGGUUUUUACUCAUAAGACUUUGAUUACUGUAACAUCUGGAUUCCUUAAUAGUUACACUGAAUUUAAACAAAAAAGGUAUGUGAUAUUUUCAAUUGAAAUAAAGUAUAGUAAAUCAUGAAA